AUGUGGAUUCUCCCGUUGGUAGGAUACCUGGGGGUGAUUGUUGGCUUUGUCUUUCUCACCCUAGCCAUCGCUUCCGGACUCUAUUAUCUGUCAGAACUUGUGGAAGAGCAUACCGUGCUUGCCCGUCGGCUACUAAGUCGUUUGAUCUAUGGCAUCAUUACGGUUCAGAUUCUCCUAGUCAUUUUCGACCGCUUUCCACUGUUCCUAUCCCUCCUCAGCGUCGUUUCCCAUCUGGUCUACGCCAGCAAUCUACGCCGGUUUCCUAUUGUCAAACUCUCCGAUCCACUAUUCAUUCUAUCGUGUCUCUUGGUCGGCAUCAAUCAUUGGCUAUGGUUUCGCCACUUUUCCAAACCGUUGCCCUCGUCCCGGCGCACCGAGAAUAAUUGGCGUCAGCCGUAUCAAGUCGAUUACGACGAAAUGCCAUCCUUUUCCGAGGUAGCUUCAUAUUUUGGGCUCUGUGUUUGGUUGGUUCCUUUCGCUCUCUUUGUCAGUCUCAGCGCCGGGGAGAAUGUUUUGCCCAGCAUGGGCUCGGAAUAUGCUACCGGAGACCAUGUUCCGCCAACUGGGUUGGGCCAUAGCCGCGGUCCUUCUGAUGGAAAAGCCAAGAACAAGGGCAUGGCCAAGGCAUUGGUGGAUAAUGUGCGAGACUGGGCCCGGGAAAAUGGCGAGCUCAUGGGCCUCUGGAGGGGAGAGCGGACGAGACGGUUUUGA
Molecule: messenger RNA, 711 nt
Organism: Penicillium alfredii
Lineage: Eukaryota; Fungi; Ascomycota; Eurotiomycetes; Eurotiales; Aspergillaceae
Exons: 2
Coding region: 1-711 (236 amino acids)
Biological process (GO): endoplasmic reticulum to Golgi vesicle-mediated transport
Cellular component (GO): endoplasmic reticulum membrane; Golgi membrane; COPII-coated ER to Golgi transport vesicle
Molecular function (GO): COPII receptor activity
Source: RefSeq, a predicted model, not a curated record